GCUAUAUCGGCCCUCCUAAAAUCACUGUAUAAUUCGCACACUCGACUGUAAUCUGCAAUCUUCAGGUAACUGAGCCUCUGGCCAACACUGUCCUGCUUUCAGCUAUAGUUCUCGCCUGUGGAGGGAAGAUGACUUUCUACGAUGGCAUUUACCCGUUUUACUCCCUACAAAGGAGCCCGUUCAUCGUCGACAUCAGCCUGCUGGUCGCGAUCCUGGUUUUCUCGGUUCUGGCUGUCAGUUUCCUCUUCAUUCUACCGGGAAUACGUGGCAAAUCGAGACUGUUCUGGACGUUCAGGAUAAUCAUUAGUUUAUUUAUUGGAGUUGUUUUAGUAGUGUUGAAUUUUACUGGAGACUGGGCUGAAGCCAGCGUGAAAGCCAACGCCAGCUACAAAUCCUUCAGUAAUGCUGUGGUGUCCGCUGAGGUGGGACUUCAUGUGGGGCUGUAUGGCAUAAACAUCACACUCAAAGGCGACCCAGUAUUGCAGAUAAAUGAGACCAUUGACUACAACGAGAUCUUCAGGUGGUCGAGCAGCGUAGAUGAGCAGUACGAUGACGCGUUGGAGCGAGGUCUUCCCAACCCCAUCCUUUACAUCGCAGAGAAGUUCACUCGCAACAGCGCCUGCGGCCUCAUCUACCAGUACAGCUACUCAGGCCGCUUCGCCUCAGCCAAUCUGUGGACGGCUUUUUGCUGCUGGCUAGUGGCCAAUAUCCUCUUCUCAAUGCCUGUCAUCCUCUACGCCGGUUAUAUGAUGAUAGCCACGGCCGCUUUCAUUUUCUUCUCCAUGGCUUCCUUCUCAACUAUAUUCAAUGUGAUCCCAUGUGACUUCAGUAUAGGUGCAGAGUCUUUAAAGACAGAUUACAGCCAUUCCUUCUGGAUCGCUUUGGCUACAGGUUUGCUGUGCGCUGUGAUUGGUUUGGUGGUGGUGCUACUGGACUGUCUGUGUUCUGCGAGGAUGAGGGAGGUGUUCAGUGUGGGCGUGGACAACGAGGAUGAUGAAUGCCAUACUGGUGAAGGCUACCUCAACUCAGGCUUUCUAGAGGGAGUGAUCUAUGAUAACAACACACAGACAGGAAAUGUGUCCUCGUCUCAGCAGAUCACUACAUUAACAGUACGUUUCAAAGCACAAAGAAAUGCAUUUGCAUUAACAUUAUCUGAAAAGAAAAAAGAUUUGGUCAUCAUUUACUCACAAUCAUGUUAUUCCAAACCUGUAUGAGUUUCUUUCUUCCGUGGAACACAAAAGAUGUUCUGAAGAAUAUACAUGCUGCUCUUUUCCAUACAACAAAAGCAUAUAACUAUUUACACCAAAAUUGUGUCAUUGGUUUAAAAUUCAAUGUCUUUGCUGUUUGAUUAAAUAUUAGUGUUUUUUUUUUUUUUUUUUUUACAGCGACUCUAAGGGGCUGUGUGCUGCCAUCCACAACUACUACUUGAAAACUUACACACUGAAUUGCUGGGGGGAAACUGCAUAAUCAUAAGUACUGUAUAUAUGUAUAUAAUGCACAAAAUUAAAAUACAAAUUCUACAAUCUGUCUAUUUCCAUUAUUUGUGUUACAGUUCUUUUUAGUCAAAUGCGAUAACAUUUGGCAAUACCAAGAGUGAAUUCAUAACCAUAUGAGCAUUGUUUCAUUUGAAAUACAGUCUGCAUUGAUUUUUUUUCAAUGUGUGAUCCAUCUGAAAUCGGAAGUUCAAAGGUAAUUUGAUUUUUAAUUCUAAAAUAAUGAAUUUAUGAGUAAUUAAUAUGCACACACACACCAUUAGCUAAUAAAACCAUAAAAAAUAUUUUCAUUCCUUAAAAAAGAAAUAAAUGUUAAUUGAAAAUCACAUCUAUAUGAA
This is a messenger RNA of Carassius auratus (goldfish), 1831 nucleotides long. RefSeq names its product dual oxidase 2 (gene duoxa). The coding region runs from base 129 to 1214 and encodes 361 amino acids. The transcript is spliced from 6 exons. Lineage: Eukaryota; Metazoa; Chordata; Actinopteri; Cypriniformes; Cyprinidae. The record is from RefSeq and is a predicted model, not a curated record. Gene Ontology annotation, cellular component: endoplasmic reticulum membrane. Gene Ontology annotation, biological process: protein transport.